ACUCCCAUCUGUCUUUUACUGUAUUUUACUGCUGGUAGUUGCCUGACGAUCUGGAAUGUUUUGUAUAGGAGGAGAUGCACAUUCCGUCCUCAGUCCUAAUUGGGAUUUCUGGGAGCUGGAAAGGCAACACUUGAUGUCCUUAAGCUCUAGGGGCUGUUACUGGGCUUCUGUCCACCCAGUCAACAGAAACGUGGCCUAGGAAACAUUCCUUUUGGUUGGAAGACAGCCUUGCUAGGGGGCCUUUGAGAUCCUUGCCUAGGACAUUGGAUCCCCAGUCUUUCAUUGCUGCUACAGAUACCCCAUACCCCAAGACCUUUGGGGGCAUAAGAUCUCUUCUGCUGGACUGCAGAACUUCCAACUGCAGUCAGACCAAGAGGCAGAGGAAUUUCAGGUUCACUGGUUGGCAGCAAUCUUGUAGAACAUGUCACCAUCUAUUUCGGGCGCGGUACAGGUGAGGAAACUGACGCACACAGAGGUUAGGAGUGUCAGGGCCAGAUGACCGGUGAGGGGUGGAGAUGACAGUCAUCCCGGGAUCUUAAUUUACUCAGCACUCUUUCUUCCACAACACUCUGAUCCCCGUGAUUGGCGUAUUUUAGGGGUGGGCGUGGGGUCGUAGGGCUUUCGUUUCUUUGGGCAUACAUUCCCAGGUCCACCUAGUGACGUCAAGUCAGAAGGGGCCAGAAUGUUAUUUACAAGGCGGAAUGCCAGCCACACAUGGAAUUAGACGGAAGCCAAAUGCUUCUCAGAUCUGCUCACGACGUGGAGAGAUCAGUUGGGAUGCUGUCUAUGAGAGAGAACUGCACACUUUUCAAGAGUAUGGAGAUAAAGGAGAAAUCUGGUUUGGAGAAGAGAGUAUGAAUCGACUAAUAAGGUGGAUGCAGAAACACAAGAUUCCGUUGGAUGCUUCAAUACUUGAUAUUGGAACUGGAAAUGGUGUUUUCCUGGUUGAACUUGCAAAAUUUGGUUUUUCUAAUAUUACUGGAAUUGAUUACUCUCCUUCUGCAAUCCAGCUUUCUGGAAGUAUUAUAGAGAAAGAAGGUUUAUCUAGCAUUAAGUUGAAGGUAGAAGACUUUUUGAAUCUUUCCACAAAGCUGUCUGGAUUUCAUAUUUGUAUUGACAAAGGGACAUUUGACGCCAUAAGCCUUAAUCCUGACAAUGCAAUUGAGAAGAGGAAGCAGUAUGUGAAAUCUCUCUCCAGGGUGUUGAAAGUGAAAGGCUUUUUUCUAAUAACCUCAUGUAAUUGGACCAAGGAAGAGUUGCUAAAUGAAUUCAGUGAAGGAUUUGAACUUUUCGAAGAAUUGCCAACACCCAAGUUCAACUUUGGAGGCAGAUCCGGAAACAGUGUAGCAGCAUUGGUUUUCCAAAAAACGGAGUUGACCAACUUGGCCAUUUUCUGUAAGAGCCCCCCCAAGGAGGGUGAGUGGCUGGUGGGGAGCUGUUUCUGCUGACGUCUGUCACCUGGGAGGUGCCCAGGGGAUCGCCUCU
This is a messenger RNA of Rhinolophus ferrumequinum (greater horseshoe bat), 1485 nucleotides long. It is a transcript of the gene EEF1AKMT2, whose product is annotated as EEF1A lysine methyltransferase 2. NCBI's taxonomy places the organism in Eukaryota, Metazoa, Chordata, Mammalia, Chiroptera, Rhinolophidae. Gene Ontology annotation, molecular function: protein-lysine N-methyltransferase activity. Gene Ontology annotation, biological process: peptidyl-lysine monomethylation; peptidyl-lysine dimethylation. The record is from RefSeq and is a predicted model, not a curated record. Gene Ontology annotation, cellular component: cytoplasm. Bases 702 to 1448 code for a protein of 248 amino acids. The transcript has 7 exons.